CCCCCGCACUUUUUUUACGUCGUUUCCCUCCCCCACCCUUUACUCCAUUUUGUUCCUUUACGAAAUGUCGUCCUCUCCGACAUACCAUGCCGUCCCUGUCAGUGACAUUCCUUCUUCAGCAACAACAAUAGCACCUAUCAAAAGGGGUCGGUCUAUGCUAGCAGCACUUAUGCUUGCUAUCUGUGUGGUUUCGUUUGUUCUGCAAACAGAGCUUGCACAAUACGUCCAACGUACUACCAAUUUCUCAAAACCUUAUUUUAUUCUAUAUAUUAGCCAUUGCUGCUAUGUAUUUAUGGCCCCAGUGCAGUUUAUAGGCGAAAUGAUUGCACGUUACAAGAGCCCGAGCAAAGGCUUGGUAGAGCUAGCCAAAGAUACUGCACGGGAAUGUAAACUCGAGCUUGAACAAUCAUUGGAAGAUUUACAGCACCAAGUGGUCGGUAGCAACGAUAACAGCAAACUAUCUCGCCUUCGGUUUUCUGUACGCACGGUCAUUCUGCUUGCCGUUCUCUUGACGAUUCCAUCCUAUAGUUGGUACGUCAGUGUCAACCUCACCAGCAUGGCCAACCUGACAGCCAUAUACAACACCGGCUGUCUAUUUGCCUAUCUGUUUUCCAUUCUAAUGCUGGGCGACAAGCUUGUUCUAACCAAGGUGAUUGCCGUAUUCCUAUGCGUGACCGGCGUCUUCACUAUGGCCUUCUGGCCUUCUGACGUUAGCGAUGGCCAAGACAAGGCUAGUGACGGAUCCGUCGACGACGAUGAUAGUAACCGGAGCUAUGCCGUCUCAGUAUUGGGCAUUGCUGUAGCAGCAUUGGCAGCAGCAUCGUACGGAUUUUAUGAAGUCUACUAUAAAAAGUAUGCCUCACCACCACGGCCGUCAGUCCUGUUUGCCAAUGCGGUUACAACAGGUAUUGGCAUAACGACAAUUUUAUUGCUAUGGAUUCCGAUACCAAUCUUCCACUGGAUGGGCCACGAAACGUUCCAAGUGCCUGAUCUACGAACGUUCAUGUAUAUCUUGGGCAUCGCAUCCAUGAGCGUCGUCUACAACGCCACGUUUAUGUGCGUCAUUGCACUUGUAAACCCCGUCUUUGCAGCCGUCGGCGUAAUGCUUACUGUACCCGCUGUAGCCAUCACGGAUGUCCUUGUGACAGGCGUCAUGACCCCACUGUCCACCAUCGUUGGAAGCAUAUUCAUCCUCAUUGGCUUCUAUAUCCUCAACCGUCAAGUAAAAGCCACCCAAUAAGCUUCUAUCAUUCCCGUCUAACUAUAUCCUCACAAUCAUACACAUAUAUAUAAACAGCACAGUAAUAAAGG
Messenger RNA from Zychaea mexicana, 1311 nucleotides. RefSeq lists its product as uncharacterized. Bases 65 to 1240 code for a protein of 391 amino acids. The record is from RefSeq and is a predicted model, not a curated record. Gene Ontology annotation, cellular component: membrane. Lineage: Eukaryota; Fungi; Mucoromycota; Mucoromycetes; Mucorales; Lichtheimiaceae. The transcript is spliced from 2 exons.